This is a messenger RNA of Python bivittatus (Burmese python), 2952 nucleotides long. Lineage: Eukaryota; Metazoa; Chordata; Lepidosauria; Squamata; Pythonidae. The record is from RefSeq and is a predicted model, not a curated record.
AAUAAACGAAAUUCCCUUUUUUGAUGUGCAGUUGCCUUACGAGUUGGCAUUAAAGAUAUUUCAGUCCCUUGGCAGAAUGGAGCUGGGGAGAUGUGCUCAGGUGAGCCGAGCUUGGAAGAUACUUGCUGAAGAUCAAGUCCUGUGGUUCCGGCUUUGUCAACAGGAAGGUUAUCUGUCUGACAACCAAAUCUCAGACUUUCCCUGUUGGAAACAGACUCUCCGAGAAUGUCGGGAGAAGGAGCAGACUUUGCGAACCAACUGGAAGAACCGCGUGGGGGCUAUGAGGCAGCUGCAGCACGAAGUCGGGAACAUUCUGUGCGAUGUGCAUUCUUGCGACGGAGUGGUCGUUGCGGGAUACACGUCAGGCGAUGUGAAGCUGUGGGACACGCGCACCUGGGACUAUUCGGCCCCCGUCCUGGAACCGGAGCACGGCUCGGUGGAGCUUGGCCCCCGGCCACAUGCCUCCUUUGUGAGAAUAAACAGCUCCCUGGCUGUGGCAGCCUACGAGGAUGGGUCAGUUAAGGUGUGGAGCCUGCUGGUUGGUUCUGAGCCAAUCCACCGGUACCAACACAAUCAGAAGAUUCAAGCAAUGGCCCUUUCAACUGACGGGGCCACCAUAGCGACUGCAUCAGGGUUCCAGGUCAAAGUGGAAAGUGCCAACGACAAGGGAUAUUGGGGAACCGUUGCAGACUUUGAGAUUCAGAAGUGGGUCAGCUUGGUCUGUCUCGUGCCCCAUACUUUGGGCUGCCCAGCUGCAGUGGUAGCAGCAGAGGACACAAUCUACUUCUUGAAAGAAGGAGAACCAGCUAAAGUCCUGCAUUCUGUCUAUGGCCAGCCUGUGACAUGCCUGGAUGUCUCAGCCAACGAGGUAGCCUUUGGAGUCAGGGGCUUCGGCUGGCUGAUUAACGAGACCAACAAGAUCCUUCUCUACAACGUGGAAACGGGGCAGUGCAUAAUGCAACUCGGCAGCCCUUCGGGUGACUUCACAUGCCUCAACCUCCAGGACAGUCCUCCCCACAUGCUGGUGGCUGGAAAUAAAGUUAGGAGGGUGAUGGUGUAUGACCUCCGCAGAAGUGAACCUGUCUCCUCGCUCUACGGCCACCAACUGGGUGUUUCUGUGGUGCAGAUGGAUGACUGGAAGGUUGUCAGUGGAGGAGAGGAAGGGCUGGUCUGUGUGUGGGACCAGCGGAUGGGCACCAAGCUCUGGGAAAUGCAUGCCAGGCACCCGGUCCGCCACCUCCAGUUCAACUCCCACAGCCUCAUCACGGCCAACAUCCCCAAUGAGAAAACUCCCCGAGGCGCCAGCAUCACAGACGAUGACUUGACCGCCCACCGAAGGCAUCGAGGCAUCAUCUACGCCUACGAGUUCUCCAUGGACCAGUUGGUGGCUGAAAGCAUCCUUCCUAUCUGCCGCUCCUCUUACAACGAAGUGACUGGCUACAACUACAAUAUUGGCCUUGCGGUCCCCUAUGACAACAUCUAGGUAGCGUGGGAAGAGGGGACAUUCAGGGCCAACUGAGCUGGGCCCUGGAGGAGAAGACCCCGAAGGAUGGACUCCCAGCAGUUCCCUUGGAGAACUUGGAAGCAGCAGGCUGGCCAAGCAAGCAGCAGAAGCAGAGGGGCACGGGGCCCCCAAAGCUCUAAUAACGGCGCUGUGGGAAUGGAGAAGAGAUGCUGGCCCACGGGAACCAUGAUAUGUAGGCAAAGAUCAGGAAGUAGUAAUAAAGGCUGCAGCCCAAGGGUGCCAAGACCGAUUUGGUGGAAUGGAGAACAAGGAGUCCGUUCCUUGCACUUCACUGAAAUUGUGCAGCGCUGCUGUUCUGGAGCAGGUGCCAACACCACCCAAAACAACUUUCCUUCUGGACAUCUUUAGAAGAAGGGACUUUGGGAGCGUUUUCUUGUAAAUAAAAUCUCUUUAUUAAGUGGUGGUCUCAGCACAAGGGGGUUGGUGUGCUCGAAAAUGGCUGUUUUAUUGUCAAUGCUACUUGUUCUUGAAACCCCAAAUUAGGAGGAGGAGAAGAUCCAGAGGCCCCCCUGGUAAGGGAGAAAAUCCUGUCCCACCUUCAACGGCCGCUCCCCUUCAACCACAGGUAAGUCGAGCCAAAAGGGCACAUUUGUGUAAAUCUCCAGUCUUCUCCAUCUCCACUUGCACUUUGGCUGAUUGCAGCAGGACUGCCGAAGCAGCACCCAGGCUCAGCGCAACCACAACAGAGCACAAGGUCCUCCUUUGCCUGCGCCAGUCUCUCCAUGCCAGACCUUGCUGGCUCGGUCAAAAACCAGAGCACGAGCCGUCUGUUAAGGCCCCCCUGCUGGGUGGGCUGAGGCAGCUGCCAAACUAGCAGGGGGACAUGACAGGUGCCUCCCUCUUCAGCUGCUGACUUGCUUGCAGGAGAGGAGGGCCUCUACCCCCUCCUUUUCCGCAAGAAGUGAGGGCUGAAGACAAUUGGGACUCGGUGGCCCGAGAGAGGUGGACGAGGUAUGUGCAGGACCUGGGCACCCGAGAGUUUGCAGCCCUUGUGCCAUCAGGAGGGGAGAAGAGCGACUGGUAUACAUGGGCAAAAGGUUAUUUUCUGGGCAACUUUAGAAUGUUCCUUUUUUCCCUCUGCCCCAUGCCAGUUGGGCUAGUCCAGCAGUUUCCCAGAAGGAAUAUUUCCAGAACAGGAAGGGGUUUUCGGUAUUCUGGAGGUAACCUGACUCCCCAGUGUCAGACACAGGGCCAGGCUAUCACCAGGCUGUGCUGGAAACUUCCUUCUCGAAAACUGCUGCUGUAGAGGAAAAAUGGGACACGCCGGGGUUCCCUGGAUUGCCCAUAUAUAUCGGUAUCGCUGCAAAAGAGAUAUGCACACAUGUGGCUGUAGGUAUGUUACUGUGUAUACAUCUAGGGCAGUGUUUUGCCUUGUAAGAUGUGGGGACUUCAAUUCCCAGGGAAUUCUGGGAACCCACAUGUUCAGG